AUGAUUGUGUAUGUCUCCACAACUAUGCUAACCCGCACGUUGAGUUGCUAUUGCGAAGGCAGCUGCCCCGAUAACAGUAUCAAUGGUACUUGUGAAACCCGCCCUGGUGGUUCCUGCUUCAGCGCAGUCGAAGAGGUAUACGAUGAAACUACAGGCACAUUCGAAGAGGAUCGAACAUAUGGUUGUAUGCCGCCAGAAGAGAAUGGCGGACUCCUAAUGUGCAAAGUUGCCACCGUACCCCACCUGCAUGGCAAGAAUAUCGUCUGUUGUGAUUCAGCCGAUUUCUGUAAUCGUAACAUCCACCCCGAGUACACACCGAAGAGCACCACCACCCCGCCCGAAUUGCCAGUGAGCUCACAAUCCAUACACUACCUGCUCAUGUUGACCUCCCUAACCGUCUGCCUGACGAUAUUCGUUGUGGUGUUGCUGAUAUUCUGCGUAAUGUAUAGACGCCGCGAGAAGCAAGGCAAACAGCCACGUCUCAUCAGCUCCAUGUGCAACAGUCAAAUUUCACCAUUAUCGCAAUUGGUCGGACAAAGCACCGGUUCGGGUUCAGGCUUGCCGCUAUUGGUGCAACGCACCAUCGCUAAGCAAAUACAAAUAGUGCAAUCCGUUGGCAAAGGACGUUACGGCGAAGUAUUUCUAGCCAAAUGGCGUGAUGAGCGCGUCGCCGUCAAGAUUUUCUUCAUGACCGAGGAGUCGUCGUGGUUCCGUGAAACCGAAAUCUAUCAGACUGUGCUCAUCCGUCACGAAAACAUACUCGGCUUCAUAGCUGCGGACAUCAAACACAUGGGUAGUCACACACAAAUGAUGCUCAUCACCGACUACCACGAGAAUGGCAGCCUCCAUGAUUAUCUCGCCACUUCGGUGAUUACACCGCAAAAGCUGCAAAUCAUGGCCUAUUCGCUCGCUUCGGGCUUGGCACACUUGCACGACGAGAUCGUAGGCACACCCGGCAAACCGGCCAUUGCACAUCGCGACAUCAAGAGCAAUAAUAUACUCGUCAAACGGAAUGGCCAAUGUGCCAUUGCCGAUUUUGGUUUGGCCGUCAAAUACACCUCGGAAAUGGAUGAGAUACAAAUCGCACAAAAUUCACGCGUCAGCACGCCACGCUACAUGGCACCGGAAAUGCUUAAUCAGACAUUGAAUCAACAGCAGUUCGAGGAGUUCAAGCGUGCCGAUAUGUAUUCAGUGGGGCUGGUGUUGUGGGAAUUGUGCCGCCGUUGCUAUACGCAAGUGCCGGGCUCGAAUGCGACCACAUGCGAGGAUUAUGCAUUGCCCUAUCACGAUGUGGUGCCUGCCGAUCCCACAUUCGAAGACAUGUACGAUGUGGUGUGCCUAAAGGGUUUCAGGCCGCCGGUGCCGUCGCGUUGGCAGGACGAUGAUGUGCUGGCGACAAUGUCCAAAAUCAUGCAAGAGUGCUGGCAUCCGAAUCCGACAGUGCGGCUGACGGCACUGCGCGUGAAGAAGACACUCGGACGACUGCAGUAAUGGGGGCGGAGGAAAAAGCGUGAGAGAUAUCGAGAGUGUAAAAGCGCGUAGCAAAAGCGAAAUAUGCCAAGCAAAAAGACGCGGAAGUUGGGCUGCAAAAGGGAGUAGCGCUUGCGAAGCGCACUUGAAAAGCCGCGACGAAACGCGUGACAGUUUAAUUUUUAAGUGAUGAUUUUAGUUUUACGAUUUAGUGCUAAGCGAUAUUUAAGUUGAUCGUAGGUAAACAAAAAACACGGAUUCUUCUUAUUGCUUCAGUUAAGUUCAUAGUAGUAUUAGUGUUUAUAGUAUGUAGCGGUUUAUGUUAAAAACACUUUGUAAAUUUUCCAAUAGCAUUUUAAUUUGUUUUGUUGUACAUUUUUGGGUUUGACUGUAUUUUAAACUGUGUUUCGUUAUUUUUUUUUCUUUUUGUUCUGGUAGAGAUGACGCGUAGUUAAAAAAAAUAUAUAUAUAUAUUAAAAUUUGAGGGAUAAGGCAGCUUUAAUGCACCUAAAAAUACUCUUAAAUCUGAGAGUUAUGGGAAAACGGCGGAAUUAAGGCCCAGUCUUUUGUCUUUCUGAUGUCUUUUGGACGCCCUAUUUUAAUUUGUAUCCAUAUGUUUACAAGUUUUCCUAAAAAUAGCUUCUAUUUUAAAUUCUGGUUUGAAUUUCGAAAGCAAAUUUUGCAUUUAUUGUUAAAGAAAAUUGUUGCCUUAAGAUGGUUGUUAAAGUUGCCUUUCUUCGUUUUACUACAACAAAACGAAAAUGUACUUUAUUUUAACUGAGAAAAUAAGCAUUAACUACGAAACUAAUAAAUAGUUGUUAGUCAAGUCUUUAGACGCAAAAUAAUGUGCCAGAAAUUAACAAAACAAAAAAAAAAGUACUAAAGUUUCAAUAACAAAUAUCUAACCAUGUAGGUAUGUAUGAGCAUGUAAAGAGAAGGAAAAUAUGACAUUUAAAAAUAAUAUAGUGCUUACCAUUUAAGUCGUUUAGAGAAUUUUUUCGCUUAAAAAUCGAAACUAAAUGCCUUAAAAUUUUUUAGUGCGUUGCUUCCAUUGGAAUACGUAACCAAAGCGCUGCCUUAACACAAAAUUCAUGACUAAAAUAAUAUUAAAUGUAAUUAUGGAAAAUAAAAUUAAAAUAAGAUAAAAUAAGAAAUAAUA
This is a messenger RNA of Rhagoletis pomonella (apple maggot), 2629 nucleotides long. Its product is annotated as bone morphogenetic protein receptor type-1B-like. The transcript is spliced from 3 exons. Gene Ontology annotation, molecular function: SMAD binding; transforming growth factor beta receptor activity, type I; ATP binding. The record is from RefSeq and is a predicted model, not a curated record. Lineage: Eukaryota; Metazoa; Arthropoda; Insecta; Diptera; Tephritidae. Bases 1 to 1491 code for a protein of 496 amino acids. Gene Ontology annotation, biological process: BMP signaling pathway; protein phosphorylation; dorsal/ventral pattern formation. Gene Ontology annotation, cellular component: plasma membrane; signaling receptor complex.